CGGGUCAGCUAGUAAUGUAUAAAAAACGAUGAACGUAAAAUUAUUUUCAAAUAACUUUUAAGUUACUGUUAAGCACUUAUCUAAGUAGGACCCUUCAAGAAUAAUAUAUUUUUGUAUUAGAAGGAUAGGCUAGCAAAAUGGUAAUGCAGGAUGCGAAAUGCGAUAGCCUGGCCGUGGCGUUUUAUUUUAAGACAAAAAAAAAUAGUUAUUAUGAUAUAAAAAAAUGUAGGUAAGCAUUUCGGCCAAACCUCCACAGCAACAGAUUUCACUCUGCGACUGGCGAUAUCUAGGUGCCUUUGGCACAACUCCUUGAGCUCAGUGAUUUAUGUAAUAUAUUUUUUUUAAAUACUACUUAUUGCAUACACUUAAGAGUGAUCCGUACAAAAAAGCGAGUUUAAUGCCAAUAUUGUAGCUCGUAGAUUUAAUACGCUUCAGCAUAGCAAAACUGCAAAACCUAGCUCAUUCAUUAGACUUUAAGGAGAGUCAUAUUAUGUAAAUCUUAAAAACAACUAUAAAGUAAUCAAGCUUUGCUUAAUUUGGGUCCAUAGUGAUCUAACAUGAUAUUAUUUAUUAACUAGGUUAUAUUUAGAUUUAAGUUUAUACAAAAGCAACAAAACACAAAGAUCCGUCCCAAUAUUCAAGAUGCCAUUAAACACAGGGUAGCACUGUAAUCAUGAUUUUUUUUAUUAAAGUUUUACCAUUUUUUUCAAUUACAUAUGUAUUAAUAAAAUAAAAAUAUUAAUUGUAUCAGUCUAAUCGAUAAUCGAAAUGAAAAUAGACAAGGUGUUCAGUUGGCAUGGUAACCACUUUGAGUGAGUGACAUACAUUAUCGAUAUUAGCGGGAAAAUUUAAACAUGUCAAGAAAAUGUCUACAAUAGCUCUGCUUUUUAAAUGUAGUGCAAUAUUUUUUUUAUAUUUAACUUUUUACACGUUCUCACCGCAUUAUGGAAUGUAACACUAACCACCCCGGUGAUCCCAGGAGUAAUAUUUCGAAAUUCACAGGGUAUCACCCUGAUAAAUAUGCCAUUACCGACGUGUCCCUUACCGUAAAAACGGAUGAAGGUCUGACUCCAGGAAGACCGCCGUGCCUGACUCAGCGGACUAUCGGCAAGUACCUGCAGCCGCUGACCAGGCAGCUGGUAGAAACUCCACCAUUUCCAACUAUAGAUGAGAUGCCAAACACAGUCAUCGACCAGAUGGUGAAGAAAGACAAGGCCUUUUGGGUCGACAAGCCUGGCGCCAACGCUUACACCCUCCACGACGCUUAUUACAACUACGGGAUGACCACCGAAAUGGUGAAACCAAUAUCACAGAAAGCUGUCGGUCCGCACUGUCGUGACUGUUCAGACAUGAAGGUGCCCGGCCUGACGCCCUUCCAGCUGGCCUGGGCCCAGGACCCUGGGCAGAAACGCUGGCGCUACUACCCCGACCUUACAGCCACGUUGACUACUGAAGAGAUACGCAAGUCUAUGGACGAGGUCGGACGGCCUUUCCAAAAUGAAGCGUGCAACUGGUACAACGAAAACUAUCCCUCUGUAAAGUAUGACUGCAUUAUGCGUAAAUUUUCAAAGUAAAAAACUUGUAGAAGAAUUGAAUAAAUUGCUGAACAUAA
Molecule: messenger RNA, 1612 nt
Organism: Ostrinia furnacalis (Asian corn borer)
Lineage: Eukaryota; Metazoa; Arthropoda; Insecta; Lepidoptera; Crambidae
Exons: 5
Coding region: 945-1574 (209 amino acids)
Source: RefSeq, a predicted model, not a curated record